Messenger RNA from Saccharomycopsis crataegensis, 771 nucleotides. RefSeq lists its product as uncharacterized. Lineage: Eukaryota; Fungi; Ascomycota; Saccharomycetes; Ascoideales; Saccharomycopsidaceae. The transcript has a single exon. Bases 1 to 771 code for a protein of 256 amino acids. The record is from RefSeq and is a predicted model, not a curated record.
AUGAUUCUCAUUUUAACUGCAAAGAUGCGUCUAUCCAAGAUCUUACAAAUCGCAGUUCUUUCUAUGCUUACCCAAUCCUACCCUCUUGGAUCGUUGGAAGGCAAGGGAGAUCAGGGAGAUUUUGCCAAAUGUGAAGACCAAUUUUGUGAUUCUCAUAUGCUGACUCAUACAUCAGCAAGAACCCGAAUCACCAAACCAACAACUUCUAAAUCUAUAGCAGCGUAUGCAACUUAUAGUGCUCUGGAAACUCCUGUUAUUACUGCAAUUGGUCAAGAAGCCAAUGCUCAAAUGAUUCUUGCUAAAAAGGCAAACGAUGGAGAAGUCUGGAGAAACCCCAUCCAGUAUUCUAAAUUAAGUUACAAUGAAGAAAGUCCCGCAGCUACAAUUUCUAGACAACAUGCUUCUGAUGGCUCAACUAGAACCGUUCUGGUUGAUGAACUUGUCACAAAUUCUAAAGUUGCUAGAUCAUUCAUGCACGGUAUUGAGUUUGUUGGCGAGUUAGCUGGUGCUGGGGCCGCCCUUGAUGCUUUUAUGGAUGACUUUGACAACGGCUCUUCUACCUCCUCCUCCUCUUCCUCUUCCUCUUCUUCAGCAUACACCUCCUCAAGCACUUGUUCUCCGACACUCAAUACAUUGUGUCCGGUUGGUGAUGGCACUUAUAGAGACAGUAGAGGUGACAUCUACAAUUCUGUUGGUGUGUUGAUCAGCUCUGCCACUGUCACUGCUAUUGCCACUGUCACUGUACUUAGGAUUUCAACUGCUACUGCUUAA